AUGGGAGCCAAUGCCCGUGGAAAUGUAUACAUUGCUGUAGACGCUACGCUCGUCGUACUGUCCACGAUUGUUGUUGCCAUUCGCGUUGCUGCGCGAGCGGCCAAGUCAACCCUAGGAUGGGAUGACUAUGUAAUAUGUCUGUCGAUUGUCCUGGCAUAUUCCAUGCUUGGGGAAGCGAUUUUCUGGGCCCGAGAUGGAGGACUAGGAAAACACAUGAGUGAGCUAAGCAUUGCAGAGAAAUGUUUCUUCGCAAACGAAAUUUCAUACACCCUUCUUGUCCCCACCAUAAAAAUGUCCAUCCUCUUACUCUACCGCCGAAUCUUCAGCGUACCCAAAUUCCAACUCGCCAGUUUACUCACUGGCAUUCUGGUCUUAUCAUGGUGUCUUUCCGUCUUCAUCACCGUCCUCCUUCAAUGUCGUCCGAUCGCCUUGAACUGGAACAAACAGCUCUCCGGUACAUGCAUUAACCCAAAACCAUUCUUCUUCGGGAACGCGAUAUCCAAUCUCAUCAUUGACGCGGUUAUCCUAGCAUUGCCGAUCCCUAUGGUUUUACAGCUCCAACUACGCCUAUCGCAGAAGCUGUCCAUUCUGGGUAUCUUCCUUCUCGGUGGAUUUGUCUGUGUCGCGAGUAUCAUGCGCGUGGUUACGCUUAAUAUUUUCGAGAACGAUGAUAUAUCCUAUUCUAUCAUGGAGGCCGCCACCUGGACCUUCGUCGAGCCUUGUGUCGGCAUUAUUUGCGCUUGUUUGCCAACUAUGCGUCCCUUGCUGCGAGCCCUGUGCUGUUCGUUCUCGUGGAGUACGGAGGAUUCUAAGGGUGCGUCCGUUGGGAGGAACUAUCGGAUGCAAAGGAUACCUACGCCUGCACCGAACGUCAAUGAUGAAGCAUGGGGCCAUGACCGUUUUGAUGAUGAAUGUGCGUUGACAGCAGGGUCAAAAUCUAGGGUCAAUGUGCAUGAUGCUUUAUAG
Molecule: messenger RNA, 966 nt
Organism: Penicillium hordei
Lineage: Eukaryota; Fungi; Ascomycota; Eurotiomycetes; Eurotiales; Aspergillaceae
Exons: 5
Coding region: 1-966 (321 amino acids)
Source: RefSeq, a predicted model, not a curated record